CUAAAAUACUUUUCAGUUAAAAAUGUAUUACAAGUAUGUACUGAUGCAAUUUAUACAACAAUAAUUCCUGAAACUAUUUUAGAUGAGAGUAAAUUUAAGAUCAAUUUUGAUAAAAAGCUCUUUGCUAAUGCAAAAAAUGAUAUAGAGUUAGAAGAGGUUCAAAAAAGAUAUAAUGCGGAACGUAAGAAAAAGCCAGAUUAUAUCUAUCACAAAGAAGCAUCAUCCUGGACUAUUAAUUAUAAAGGUAUAUUAGAGUUUCCUCCAAGCGAAGUACCAUCUCUUUCUACUAAUCCAAAAUUAAUUACAUUGCAAAAACCAUACUUAAUUGGCCAGGAAGAAACAAACUUGCUUGCUAAGUAUCAUAGAAAGCAAAAUCCAGGCUUAAUAGCCAUGACAUAUCAUAAGUAUUUCCAUUUGGGUACAACUGCAAUUGAUGAGUAG
Messenger RNA from Ambispora leptoticha, 441 nucleotides. NCBI's taxonomy places the organism in Eukaryota, Fungi, Glomeromycota, Glomeromycetes, Archaeosporales, Ambisporaceae. The record is from the annotation of a GenBank genome assembly.